Molecule: messenger RNA, 1804 nt
Organism: Pollicipes pollicipes
Lineage: Eukaryota; Metazoa; Arthropoda; Thecostraca; Pollicipedomorpha; Pollicipedidae
Exons: 6
Coding region: 91-897 (268 amino acids)
Biological process (GO): endoplasmic reticulum to Golgi vesicle-mediated transport; endosomal transport
Cellular component (GO): endoplasmic reticulum membrane; late endosome membrane; plasma membrane
Source: RefSeq, a predicted model, not a curated record
GCCGCAUGCUCCCCUCUAUAACCUUGAGUUGUUUGCUCGACCUGUUUUUUGCCUCGGGGUGUGCGCGCGGGAUGCGGGUGCUGAAUCAAGAUGGGUCUCCAGGUGAAGAAAAGUUACUGUUUAGGGAUUGGUAGCAUACUGGUUGUAUUUAUCAUAUGGUAUCGGAAAAGUGCAAAUCCGCUCAUUGGGCUAGAUCCUACGAACCCAGAGCUGAUCAAAACGGUGCGGGACGAGUUCCUUCGCGCGCCGUCCGGCCUGCCGUAUGCUCUGAGCCAGCCGGACGUGGUGGAUGUGUCGGUAGGCCAGGCUCAGAUGGUGCUGAAGAUUCUCCAGAACAAGACGGGCGGCACGUUCGUGGAGUGCGGCGCGCUAGACGGCGAGACUCGCUCCAACACGCUGUAUAUGGAGCGCUGGCUGGGCUGGCGCGGCCUUCUGGUGGAGCCCGACCCGGACAGCUUCCGGAUGCUCUUGCAGAAGCACAGACGCGCCUGGGCCAUUCAAGCGUGUCUCUCCGGAUCGAAAGUGUCGCAGGUGUCCUUUAAGCAGGACUUCAACAUGGGUAUGAUUGACGACGGCUCCCCAGCGAGGAGAUCCGGGAAGCCGAGCUAUGCCAAUGUUCUCUGCAUCCCGCUGGAGGCGAUGUUGCGGGCACUGGAGUGGAAGACGGUGGACUACUUCAGUCUGGACGUCGAGGGGCACGAGUACUCCGUGCUCUCGCAGCUGCCGUUCGAGCGGCUCGAUAUUAGGACGCUCUCUGUAGAAUUUCGCCACGUUCCGGAGGGCAAGGAGGCCAUCAGGACACUCAUGGAGUCGAAGGGAUACGAGGUGAACUCCGAGAUCACCCACUUCGACGACCUGGCCAAUGACUUCAUCUUCCAGAAGAAGGAACUGAAGUAGUAGUCAACUAUCCCACCACUAGUCUCCAAGACACAUGAUGCGUCAACUUCAGGCGUUAAGCGGGUCCCGUGCCGUGAUAUAUGAACCGAAGGGAAUGGCCGGCCGAAGGGAGUGGGGUUCCAUCCUGAUCACGAAUCUGCGGGACACGCGACGCGUCAGUUCAAAGUAUCACGCGGAUUCCGUGCUGUGAUAUAUGAUGUGCAGGGAUUGAUCGGCCGAAUUUGUGGGAUGAAAUCGAUUCGUUGUCUAGAAGUGCUAAGCUAGUACGUUGGCAUCUAAUCUCCGUGCUCGAACGACCCAACUGAUUCCGCUUCCAUUGCAAAGGGAGAGGGAAGCAGGAUAGCAGGAUGGGUCGUUUUUAACUUCUUUCGUUUUACUGAGUGCUAGAUACGGUGGAUGUUCAAGGUUGUUGCCCGGGUGGUGUUUGCUUUGAACUUAUGUCAGUCAUUCCCAUUUGACGCACAUCAGUGCGUCAUUAACUGUCCUCCUCCAACCUGUAUCUCUUACCUAGUCGUCAGUUAUCGGGACUAAGCCUGAGACUUGGAAAGGCAGGGCGUCCGCCUGGUGGCGGUCGUCCCGGCCGUGCCGUGUUCAACGGCGGCGUGCGGCUGCCUGCGCGCGCUCGCCGCCGCUCCUGCCAUCUGUGCCACUGUGUGCCAUCCGGCGCCGCGGGGGCCCCGCGCCGGGCGCCGACAGCUGUGAGCGUGCGGCCACCUCACUGCCAGGCCCGGCAGCGACGCCGCCGCCGCAAGCCUGCCGGUCUGGCCAGACUCCAGACCGUCCGUUUGACUAUAGAGGCGUAUAUAAUAUAAACGCAUCUAUAUAUGUGACAACAGAUCUGCGUCCGUGCAAUGUAGAUGCGUAUAUUACCUAUGUAAAGACUGAUGGAAUACAGGUGCGUCCCUUU